AUGAACUCGUUCCGAAUAUUCUCUCAACGGCUACGGCCAGCACUCAACGGCAGAAUGGCGACACAAGAACUUGUCAGCGCUUAUGGACCGACGGUGUUCAAGGGCUUGGCGGUUGCUGGCAUAGGUGGAGCAGUCAUCACACAAUUGAUGAGAAAGGCAGACGCGGAAUCGGGAGAGCCAAAGAAGAUAUUCCCACGACCAGGGCCCUCAUUCACCAGGCUCACAUUGGAGAAAGCCGAAGAUGUCAACCACAACACUAAGAGACUGCGCUUUGCGCUGCCUGAAGAAAACGCCGUCACCGGGCUCCCAUUGACAUCUGCAUUGCUGACCUUCGCCAUCCCCAAGGGCGGCUUCCUUCCCGUCCUCCGGCCAUACACACCCAUCACGCCCUCAGACACGCCAGGCCACAUGGACCUCCUGGUGAAGCGCUACCCCCAGGGCAAGCAGUCCACGCACCUGCACUCCCUGAGCCCCGGCGACUCGGUCAUGUUCGCAAUGUGCAUCCCCGGCUACAAGUGGACACCCAACAAGCACACCUCGGUCACGCUCAUCGCCGGCGGCGCGGGCAUCACCCCCAUUUACCAGCUCGUCCAGGGUAUCCUCAACAACCCGGAGGACAAGACGAAGAUCACGCUCGUCUUCGGCGUCAACGGCGAGCAGGAUGUGCUCCUGAACGAGGAGUUCAAGAAGUACGAGGCGAGCCAUCCGGGCCAGUUCAAGGCUGUGUAUGCGGUGAGCGACCUUAAGGGCGAGAGCGACGGCGGCCGCUUCAGGAAGGGCUACGUUACCGAGGCCCUAUUGAGAGAGGUUGCCGCGCCACCUUCGGAGCAGAACACGAAGGUCAUGGUCUGCGGCCCGCCUGCGAUGGAGGAGGCGCUGCUCGGCAAGAAGGGCUGGGGAGGCAAGAGCGGUGGUGUUCUGGAGAAGCUGGGGUAUCGUAAGGACCAGAUCCAUCAGUUCUAG
This is a messenger RNA of Diaporthe citri, 963 nucleotides long. RefSeq lists its product as uncharacterized. The coding region runs from base 1 to 963 and encodes 320 amino acids. NCBI's taxonomy places the organism in Eukaryota, Fungi, Ascomycota, Sordariomycetes, Diaporthales, Diaporthaceae. Gene Ontology annotation, molecular function: cytochrome-b5 reductase activity, acting on NAD(P)H. The transcript is spliced from 2 exons. Gene Ontology annotation, biological process: ergosterol biosynthetic process. The record is from RefSeq and is a predicted model, not a curated record.